AUGCCCGAUGAUUCAAGACCUUCCGCUGUACCCGUACUGCAUUACGUACUGGAAAUACGGCCAGUCGGCGAGAGGCUUUGGCGCCCUGCAGGCCCUGGUUCUGAAAAGAUUGAAGCCUGCCAGUUUACUGUCCCCACAAAUGACCUGAAAGAGGAACAGCCGUAUGAAUUCCAAGUAACAGCUGUCAAUAAAGCGGGGCCUGGCAAGCCAUCCUCGCCUUCGAAUCCUGUUCAGCUAGGUUGUCCACUGGCUUUUGUUCGCCGGUUAGAAGAUGUAAUUAUCAAAUCGUACACUGGUGAACCAGUCGUGUUGGAAUGCGAGUUAACACGUUCGCCUAAAGAAUCGGUCAAGUGGACGAAAGAUCGGCGUCCGCUUACCUCAGGAAAUAAAGUCACUGAUGUAAAACUGGAGUCCGACAAGCGUGAAACAAUUCAUCGCGUUUUAUUGCCUCAACUUACCGAGGAUUUCAUGGGUGAAUACAAAAUUGAGGUGGAAAAAAUCAGUUCCAGUUGUACUAUACAAUUCCAAGUUCCACCUACUUUACGUCUAUCCGAGUCGUUCCAAGAACGUAUUGUGAUGAAGGCAGGCGAAUCACGACCGGUCGAGAUUCCAUUCGUGGCUGUUCCGAAAGCCACAAUUCAGUGGACUUGCACCCUAUCAAAGGCAAAACGUGGAGACCAGAAGCCACGCUUCAAAACAGAAGUUGAUCACAACAUUACCCGUCUGCAAUUGACGAAAGUGACACCAGAAGACAUGGGAGAUUAUCGUGUGAUAAUUCAUAAUAAAUACGGAGAAAUCACUAGCAACAUUCAGUUAGUCGUAGUGGACAAACCCGGACCUCCACGCAAUCCACAAACCCGGGAUAUGACUGGGGAGCAGAUUACAUUCACCUGGGAAGAGCCGGAUUGGCUAGGUGGCACAGAUAGCCCGGUUGAAUACUUGGUCGAGUACCGGGAAACCUCGAUGAGGUCUGCCAAAGCAGUGGGAAAAACGAAGGAGCUUACCAUGCCAAUCACUGAACUGAGUGUGGGCAAAUCCUACGUCUUUCGUGUGGCAUGCAAGAACGAGAAUGGCCAAUCGGACUUUGUGGAAACGCAACCAGUGGUAAUGAAAUUAGAAUUCGACGCCCCUUCAGCACCAAUUAAUGUUCGGGCCUCGGUGAAACCAACUCGUGCAGAGCCUGAGGAACAAGAAAUUCACCUGGUCUGGGACAGUCCGAUUAAGCCAGAUUCUGCUCCGGUAGCCGGCGCACUACCAUCGCACUACAUGGUUGAGAUGAAGUUAGUCGAUGGUAGGAACUGGCAACGGAUUGUCAAAGAUGUAACCAUACAGGAACCUCAAAUACAUUUCGCGGCUGUAGACGAAUCCCUGGGUCCGGAGAAGUUGUACGAGUUCCGUGUAUUCGCGGUAAACAAAGCCGGUACUAGCGAGCCUUCAAAACCAUCUAAUCCGGUUGAACUGGGCGUAGUGCUGGAAUUCGAACGCCCCCUGACGGAUCUCAUUGUGACUGAAGUCAAAUCAGAUCAACCAUAUAUGCUGGAAUGCGAGUUGUCCCGAAAACCACGAACUGCAGUUGCAUGGACCAAGGAUGGUAAACCUUUCCUGCCACCCGCGGCUGAGGACAGGGUUCACUUGAUCAAUGAAGGAAUCAGACAAGCUAUUGUAUUCGAUCGCCUCAUGGACGCUGAUGUUGGUGUUUACGCAAUCCAAGUCGAACAACUUUCCGGUCAAGCCAAGCUAGAAAUUAAAGCCCCGCCAACUAUUCCAAUUUCCAAAGAAUUCGAGGAUCGCAUCACUCUGAAAGCUGGUACAUCAAAAAUCCUGGAAAUUCCGUUUGUAUCCACUCCGAAACCCAAAGUCGACUGGACUUGGGCUCCCAGUCCAGAUCUGACUCAGGAACAGAAACCUCGUUUCAAGCCCGAUGUUGUAGCUGGUUUGACCACGCUACCCCUGAGCAGAGUAAAACGGGAAGACAGUGGAGCCUACAAGGUUCGAAUCACCAACGACUUGGGUGAGGUCUCCAUAAUCACAUACGUUACCGUAAUCGACAAGCCAUCUCCACCACGCAAUCUGCGUGAUACAGAGAAUACUGGAGAAUCGUUGGUCCUCGUCUGGGAUGAGCCCAGCGACUUGGGUGGUUGUGAUAGUCCCGUGAACUACAUAGUAGGCAUGCGUGAAGCAGGAAAACGAGCUGCACAACCUGUAACCAUCAAAACGGUGCAAGAAUUGAAGGCUACCGUCGACGGUCUAAAAUUGGACAAAGAGUACAUAUUCUCCGUCGCGGCAAGCAACGAGGUCGGAACCUCACAGCCGGUUGAAACCAAACCGAUCAAGAUGAAAUAUGCAUUCGAAGUUCCCGGUGCUCCCGGAAAACCAGUUGUAGAAAUAUUGGAGACCGGUCGCGUGAAAGUGAGUUGGAUAUCUCCUACAUCCGACGGUGGCUCUCCAAUCACUGAGUACACCCUGGAAAGCUGUUCCACUCGGGUUCCGAUUCCCGGACAGCGUCGUGGAUCCACUUUUGCAGCCAAACCCAAAUGGAUUCCAGUCAGCAAAGGUAUCAGUUUUGCUCCAGAGGUUGGAACUUCUGCUGAGGUUGAAGGCCUAUCAUCAGACAUGCAGUACGAGUUCCGUGUAUGUGCCGUAAACAAGGCUGGUCCGGGACCCUUCAGUCCCCCUUCGGACUCCUCAAUUCCACUAGUCAAAGGACCACGAGUCCCAGACAAACCCGGAACUCCGACAGCACAAGCUAAAAAUGAUAACACUGUCACUGUCUCGUGGGCACCAUCCGCAGUCAGUGAAGACUUUGGUCCAGCUGACGCCUAUCAAGUCGAGAUGGAAGAAGAUGGAGAUGGAACCUGGCAAGUUGUUGGUACCACAUCGAAACCGGAAGACUGUCAACUUGAUGUGCCAAAUCUGGACAACGCCAAACGAUACGUAUUCCGCGUUCGUGGCUUGAAUAAGGAAGGUCAAGGUGAACCAUCCAAAUCUUCCAAUCAAGUUUAUUUGAAGAAAGAUGCCCCAUUGGCAAUUGUGAAACCUUUGGAAUCGAUCAGUGCAGAAACUGUUCCUGAAACGGUCGCCUUUGAGUGUCACAUAAAUAAAGCCGCGCAGAAAAUCCAAUGGUUAUUCAACGGAAAACGUGUGGAUAGUUCGAAUUUGCGUAAGUACCGCGUCACAGAGGACGUUCUAGUGCAUCGCUUGGAUGUGCUCAAAGUCACUCCAGAGGAUGUUGGUGAAUACACCAUUCGUGUGGAGAAACUGGAAUCUAAGGCGCGCUUUGAUUUGGAACUUGCUCCACGGAUUAUUCUUCCCGAAAAUUUCGAAAAGACUAUUGUGCUACAACAAGGAGCAUCAAGAACUGUGGAAAUUCCAUUUGUUGCCUCUCCGGCAGCGAAAGAAAUUAUUUGGUAUUGGAACGGUAGUCGUACGUUGCCCGAACCUACCAAACGUACGGUACCCAGAAACGACCUUACCGGAAAGGCAGUGCUCGUGUUCUCCAAAGUCGAACGCACUGAUGCAGGUGUCUAUGAAACCGUAAUCACGAAUGAGUUUGGUGAGGCUAAAGCAAAAGUCACGCUCCAAGUGCUUUCACCUCCUGGACCAGUGCGAAGUUUGGAAAUAAAUGCAGAAACGCCUACUGAAGCUGGCCUUGUUUGGAAGCCCCCCGUCGAAGGGGAUGAUGGUGGUAGUCCGAUAACCAAUUAUCGUGUUGAACAACGCAUCCUGACUGCAGCGCCCGGUGCGACGUUGCGAAGCCAUCAGCGUGAGUGGAGCCUGGUGACAACGGUGGAAGCCAAACCAGAGGACGAUUUGUUGGCCCAUCGACUGUCGGGGUUGGUGGAAGGAACGACGUACUCGUUUGCAGUUAGUGCAGUAAAUGCUAUCGGGACCGGACCACGAACCGAAAUCCCAGAAGGAUUUCUGAUGAAAUCACCUUUCGAUAAACCAUCCAAACCGACUGAUCUGACAGUAAAGCCAGUGGACACAACCACAGUGGAGCUAGAUUACCGGUUACCCAAGGUCCCUGAAUCCGCUUCUUUAACCGAAGUCAUGGUUGAAUACCGUCCGAAAGGUCAAUCGCGGUGGAAUUCACAAAAGGUCCCGGUGACGGAUACUGUCAAGCUAGAUAAAUUGGACGCAAAGACAGAGUACGAUUUCCGUGUCUCUUGUGCUAAUCUAGCGGGUUGGAGUGAACCGUCGGACAUAGUGCGUGGCCAAACUAAACAACCUCCAAAGCCCCCCGGACCUCCAACUUCAGUCGUGGUAAAACCUUCUGGGUCUGAUGCUCUCUGCUUGACUUGGAAUCCACCCGAGGACAAUGGUGGCAGUCCGAUCACGGCCUACCAAAUCGAACUAACCGACGCAGCUGGGCCGGAGAGAUGGAAACCGAUACAAACUUUCUCAAUCGGCAAAGAUGAUCAACCACUGGAGGCAAUCCUAUCCAAAUUGGACGAGUCGAAAUCCUAUCAGAUUCGUGUAGCCGCGACCAACAAGGCUGGAACGGGCAAGCCUUCACAGGCAUCCCCAGCAGUUACACCCGGAGAAGCUGUCACAUUAGUCCGCCCACUUGAGGAUAUCUGGUAUACUGAAAUCCCCGCACCCAACACACAGGCAGUCUUCGAGUGUGAAUUAAGUCAUGCAAAUUGUCGUGUGCAGUGGCUACGUGCCGGCAAACCACUGGAAAUCGGACGUAAAUUUGACUUCACACCCGAAGGUUGUGUGUAUCGCUUGACUGUUAACGACGUGAGGUUGGACGAUCUGGACCACUAUGCUAUGACUUACAAGAAUUUGAAAACGGAAGCGGAUUUGGGUGCUAAAAUCCCACCGGCCCUGAGAGAAGAUGUGGAGAUGAGCGAUGUGCGGAAAGUGCGCGCGGGCUCCAACUUUGUUCUGGAGGUGCCGUUCAAAGCAUAUCCGAAGCCGACUAUUAAGUGGAUGGCUCAAGGGACCACAGUGACUGAAUCCACUCGGCGAUAUCAAGUGGACACCGUAGCUGGUCUAACUUCACUGUCGAUUCAGCGGACACAACGCGAUGAUGCGGGACAGUUGACUGUCAUAAUCGAAAACGAGUAUGGAAAACUCACAUGGAAAUGUGAACUGAUUGUGAUUGAUAAACCGGGUCCUGUUGAACGCCUGACGACUGAAGUCCCUGAUAAAGAAGCUCAGGUGCGAGUCACCUGGAAGCCACCCCGAGAUGACGGAAAGAGUCCCGUCACUGGUUAUGAAUUGGAGUACCGCACCUCUAAACGCCGGGGUUGGCAACAGUUGAGGCAUGGGCCCCAAGAUGACAGUGAGACGUUCCUCAUUCCCGCAGAAACACCCGAGUUCCUUGUCCCGGUUGGUGAUAAAGAAACGGCCAAUUGUCUGGAAGGUGGAGCUGACUACUUGUUCCGUGUAGUCGCGGUUAAUGAAGUGGGAAAGAGUGAACCCGUAGAAACGAAAACUGCUAUCAAAGCUCCAGCAAAACCGAAACCUCCAAAGCUAAAAUACGACGUUCAGCUGGAAUCUUCUCGCGUGAGUAUCGGUCAGAAACACGUAAUUCCCGUAAGUGUUGAGGGCGAACCAGUGCCCAAAGUCACUUGGUACUAUGCCCCAGAUGAGAAAACGACCGACCUGGUGACAACAUUGCCCUCGGAUGCACAGACCGAUGCAACCGGUCCCGAUCGGAACGGAGUGAACAAAGUCGAAUUGAAAUUCCGCAAAGCUACUCGCCAAGCCGAUGGAAUCUACACGAUUGUGGCUGUGAAUGCAGGCGGUGAAGCUCGUGCCCAGUUCCGGGUUCAAGUUACUGGUGUACCUGGAACCCCGUUGAAUUUGGCUGUGCUAAACUUGACGAAGAGUUCCGUCCGUCUCACAUGGCAACCACCAACGGAUACCGGUGGAAUGAAGCUGACCAAUUAUGUAAUUGAACAAGCAGAGAUGAGCAGUGCCUAUGCGACCCCAUCCAGUACAACUUACUGGCAAACAGUAACCACCAGCCUCCCCGUGACAGAGGCCACGGACGCGGAGGGACAAUGUUCUUACGAGGUCGCUCGACUGAUCACAGGGAAACACAUGUUCUUCCGUGUCGCUGCACAAAACAAACUCGGUGUCGGAGGCUUUGCGGUCACUGAUAAAGCACUACAAAUCACGUCACCGCACAAUCUUCCUGGUGCACCACGUAAUCUGCGUGCAACGGUGGACAAAGACGGCCAAGUAAAUGUUGAAUGGAACGCACCGCAAGAUGACGGUGGUUCAAAUAUUAUCAACUAUGUGAUUGAACGGAGCACUGCUGCAAGCGGAUCGAAUUGGGUCGAGAUUACCGCGCCUGAUUCGAAGGACACGAAGCGCACAUUGCGUAAUCUUAAAGACGGAAAGUGCUUCAUUCGUGUUUCCGCCGUGAAUGAAGUUGGUCAAGGCCCUCCAUCUGAGGUUACUGAAGUGUCUGUGAAGAAACUAUCCGAUGAACCGGAUACCCCUAGUCAGCCGACUGUGGAAGUUGUAGGUGAUGGUAGUGUUCAUUUGCGUUGGAAUCCGCCGCUAAACGAAGGUCUAGCCGGCCCGGUAACCGGCUACGAAGUACAAUGGUGUGAACUAGGUUCUAGCAAGUGGCAAUCGGCGCUCCGUGAACCUUGCACAACGAAUGACACACGUGUAGACGGACUACCCACAGAUCGUGAUCUCCAGUUUCGUGUGAUAGCCAUCAACGGAGCAGGCAAAAGUGAACCUUCGGAAAGCACUCGUCCAGUUCGACUGAGUCUCUAUACUGCUCGAUUGGCAACCGGUCUAAAAUCGGAGGCAUGUCUUAGUGUAGAAUGUCCGCCUAAGAUCAACUAUUCCGGUCCGAUGGAAAUCGAAUUGAUCGCUGGCAAGAGCACUAUCAUCGAGGUGCCCUAUUCCGGAGCACCUGCUCCUGAUGUGAAUUGGUCUCUUAAUGCCGGUCCACUCCCUAUUGGGCCGGUUCGCGAAAGUCCACUUGCAAGUGUGGACACAGUGUAUGGGUUAACAUGCUUGCGUCUACGUCAUGUAACUCGUGAAGCCACAGGAACCUAUAAAGUGCUGGUAAGUGGAACGCGUGGGUAA
This is a messenger RNA of Echinostoma caproni, 7062 nucleotides long. NCBI's taxonomy places the organism in Eukaryota, Metazoa, Platyhelminthes, Trematoda, Plagiorchiida, Echinostomatidae. The record is from the annotation of a GenBank genome assembly.